CUUUAGAGACGGCAAAUAAUGGACAACUUUCAAUUUAUCGUACACGGUGCACCUUAUAUCGAUAUAAUGUCUAAUUGUUUUUAGUAACACUCAUAAAAACCCUACAGGCUACAACUCGCGAAUUAAAAUAUAUUACCAAAAUCGCUUCAAUUUUCAUGUUUACCGCUAACCACGAUUUAAGAUAGUAUACUACCCAUGCUAUCUAAAGUAUAUAAAUUGUGCCACAUCAAUUGCCAUUGUAAUCGAUCAUACCAAAAUAUCGAUGUUAUUGUUAAAUCGAUAUAUUGUUGCCGCCUGGCCGGCAUCUGCAGUAUCAUACUACGUAUUAUCACGCGUUCUUACUUUCGUAGUUUGUACAUUUUCAACAUUGUUAUUCCAUAAUUAUUUUAUACUUUAAGCAGACUGUGACUUUAUUAAUGCAUCACGAUUAUAUCGCUAGACCACAAAAACAGGAAGUUUAAACAUUUUUCACAAUGAACAGUACGAAAAUAAAACUUUUGAUUUCUUACAAACAUUACUCUCCGUCACUGUUGUGUAAUUUCCAAAAACUAAACCAUCAUCACAUAUUUUCAUCGUCUCUCGCUUAUUCUACAUUAAGUAGUAAACGUUUCUUUAAUCACUUUGUCAAACCACUGAAUCCUUAUAGCUAUAAAAGUAUACAUACCACAAGCUAUUUAAAUAAUAAAAAGGAUUUUUAUAACAUAUUAGGAGUACCGAAAAACGCUUCUCAAAAAGAAAUUAAGAAAGCUUAUUAUCAACUCGCUAAAAAAUUUCAUCCAGAUACCAAUAAGGGAGAUCCUAGUGCUAGCAAAAAAUUUCAAGAAGUUUCUGAUGCAUACGAAGUGUUAGGAGAUGAAAAAAAAAGAAGUACAUAUGACACAUGGGGAUCUAAUGGUAAUCCAAACCAUAUGGGUGGGCCUGGAGGAGGUACAGGAAAUGAUAAUUUCCAAAAUGCAUGGAGUUACCAAUCUAAUGUAGAUGCUGAAGAAUUAUUUAGGAAAAUAUUCAAUCAAAGUGGGUUUGGAAAUAAUAAUUCCUUUGAUGAAGAUUUUGCGGAUUCAAAAUUUGGAUUUGGAGCUGCUGAAGAAAUCGUUGUUAAAUUAACAUUUGAACAAGCUGCUCGAGGUGUGAACAAAGAUUUAUACAUAAAUGUGGUUGAUAUUUGUCCCAAAUGCCGUGGUUCUCGGUGUGAACUAGGAUAUAAAGCAACAACAUGUACUCAUUGUAAUGGAACCGGAAUGGAAACUGUCUCAAGAGGCCCCUUUUUAUUGAAGUCAACAUGUAGACAGUGUCAAGGAACUAGAGUUAUUAUAAAAAAUCCAUGUAUAGAAUGUCACGGGAAAGGAAGCACUGUACAACGUAAAAAUGUAACAGUACCAGUUCCAGCAGGAAUUGAAGACGGUCAAACUAUUAGAAUUUUGGUCAACAGAAAUGAAGUUUUUGUUACUUUCAAAGUGGAAAAAUCUGAUUAUUUUAAAAGAGAUGGUUCUGAUAUCCACACAGAUGCUAAAAUUUCUAUAUCUCAAGCAUUAUUAGGAGGAUCUAUUAGAGUUAGAGGCAUUUAUGAUGACCACACAGUGCAGAUUGCUCCCGGUACUAGUUCACACACCAAAAUUAGAUUAUUCAAACAAGGAAUGAAAAGAGUGAAUUCCAAUUUACUUGGUGACCAUUAUGUUAAUAUUAAAAUAGAUGUUCCUAAGUCACUAACAAAGAAGCAGGAAGCAUUGAUUAAAGCUUAUGCAGAGCUUGAAGAAAAUACACCUGGAACAAUAAAAGACUUAAAUCAUAAAAAAGAUGGUAGUAAAUCAUUUGAUCAAGAAUCGUCAGAAAAAAAAAAUGUUAGAUGAUUUACGAUCUGCAUUAGGAAACAAAAAUGAUAUUUAAAGCUUAUUUAUUAUUUGUGUUAUAAAAGAAAUUAUAAUGUCAUUGUGUAAUUAUCUUAUACACAUUUUAAAAUACAUUAUUUGUUUUUCAAUAUUACAAAUAGUUCACAUAGUUUUUGUGAUGUAUAAUGUAAUUGUUGCAUUAAUGAUUAUGUGUAUAACU
Acyrthosiphon pisum (pea aphid) is the source of this 2046-nucleotide messenger RNA. Its product is annotated as protein tumorous imaginal discs, mitochondrial. Gene Ontology annotation, molecular function: heat shock protein binding; ATP binding. Gene Ontology annotation, cellular component: mitochondrion. Bases 474 to 1847 code for a protein of 457 amino acids. Gene Ontology annotation, biological process: mitochondrion organization; negative regulation of apoptotic process; protein folding. NCBI's taxonomy places the organism in Eukaryota, Metazoa, Arthropoda, Insecta, Hemiptera, Aphididae. The transcript is spliced from 8 exons. The record is from RefSeq and is a predicted model, not a curated record.